GAGCGGGCCGGGCUGCGGCCGCUGCUCCAAGGGCUGCUGGCUGGCGGCGCAGGCUCGGCCAUGGGCGAUUACCAGAUCUCGGUGGAGGAGCUGAACGACCUCCUGUCUAACGAGAGCGGCUGCUACAGCCUGCCCAGCGCGCACAGCAACGAGGUGGUGCCGCGCAUCCACGUGGGGAACGCGUUCAUAGCCAAGAACAUUAUGAGGCUGCAGCGUCUGGGGAUAACCCAUGUUCUGAAUGCAGCAGAGGGGAAGUCAUUCAUGCAUGUGAACACUAAUGCAGAGUUCUAUGAAGGCACAGGCAUCAGAUACCAUGGCAUUAAAGCCAACGACACGCAGGACUUUAACCUCAGCCGCUAUUUUGAGGAGGCAGCUGAUUUUAUUGACAAAGCCCUUUCCCAGAAGGAUGGCCAGGUGUUCGUGCACUGCCGGGAGGGCUACAGCCGCUCGCCCACGCUGGUCAUCGCCUACCUGAUGCUGCGGCAGCACAUGGACGUCCGCAGCGCGCUGUGCGCCGUGCGCCAGAAGCGCGAGAUCGGCCCCAACGACGGCUUCCUCCGGCAGCUCUGCCAGCUCAACGAGCGCCUGCUCAAGGAGGGCAAGCUCAAGACCUAGAAUGCAGCGCUGCGGGAUUUAUUUUUUUUUUAAGUUUCUCAAGCCUUUAGAGACCCAAAGUUGCAAGCACCAGGCUAAAGUGAAACAGAAUUGCUGCUUGUCUAGUGAAAGUGUCCUUCUUGAACUCUGUGGCUGUCUUUAAAGAUGGUACCAAAUUGUGUCACUGUUUGGAGCUGUUGGCAUGAGGAGAUGUUUCUAGAGAGAUAACUCCAGUGACAACAGCUGUCUUCACACGUAUUUCAGACUCCAUAGCAUAUAUGGUUUGCAUUGACAUUGAAUGUGAUUCAUUUAAGCUUUGUCUUUAUUCUCACCAGAGCACCAGUUCCUGAAAGCCCCAACACAUCUCUUCACUCACUCUUAAUAGGAGCACUGUAAUUUCUAAUGCUUCUGUUUCAUGUACACACGUGCCUAAAGUUUCAGUGUAGGAGCUUCAAGGAAUGGGAAGCAUAUAGACAAAUGCACAAAUGCAUUCACUUGGAAAAUGAAGUGCUUGGAGUGUUUUGUGUGGAUUUAUGCAACACACAGUGUGAUAGUGAAACCAUCCAGAGCCCAUGUUUGAUGCACACUGUGUUUCCAAGAAUAGUUUAUCUCUUGCUGUUACAAUGGACAUGAAAUAGUCUGUUAUUAAAUGGCCUUUUCUUUCAAAAUCAUACUAGAAAAUAAUGUCAAGAGCAAAUGCUGAGGGAAGAACUUGAACAAGGAAGAAAUAAUAUUAGUAUUUAGAAGUGCUUGUGGUGGAUGUAUAAUUAAGUCCUAAAUAUCCUAAUAUGAAUGGCUUUCAAAGCUUAUAUGGAAUUACAGUGUUUUUAUCCCUUCUUUACUGUCACUGUUCAGUAUCAGAAUGGAAUGACCACAGUGCAGAUCACUUCCAGCACGGGUGUGCUUACAAAGCAGUUUGCAGAAGAGCACUCUUCACUUCUUGGAUUGCUUGCAUGGUGUCAUUAAACAGAAAUGAGCAUUGUAAUGUACCACACUGUAUAGGAAAUAUUUAUGUUCUGUUCAAAUAAAUGAUGUCUUGAUUCUG
Messenger RNA from Catharus ustulatus (Swainson's thrush), 1639 nucleotides. Its product is annotated as dual specificity protein phosphatase 3-like. Gene Ontology annotation, molecular function: protein tyrosine/serine/threonine phosphatase activity; MAP kinase phosphatase activity. Gene Ontology annotation, cellular component: cytoplasm. The transcript is spliced from 3 exons. Gene Ontology annotation, biological process: protein dephosphorylation; negative regulation of MAPK cascade. Lineage: Eukaryota; Metazoa; Chordata; Aves; Passeriformes; Turdidae. The record is from RefSeq and is a predicted model, not a curated record. Bases 61 to 615 code for a protein of 184 amino acids.